This is a messenger RNA of Diabrotica balteata, 791 nucleotides long. The record is from the annotation of a GenBank genome assembly. Lineage: Eukaryota; Metazoa; Arthropoda; Insecta; Coleoptera; Chrysomelidae.
AAACUAAAAGUAGCUGUGAUAGUGACGAGUUCCAAACUGCAUUAAGAUGAAGUGGAUAGUGUUAACAGUUGUUGUACUUCUUGCUUUGGCCAAUGCAGAUGAAGUUUCCGAAAAGAGAGCAGUUCUUAGAAGGACCACCAGACAAGCCCUAGGAUCCAUGGGAGGUUCAUUUUUAGCACAAACUGAGAGGAAUAUUAUAAACAAUUGUAAGAAAAAUGGACUAUCCUCUUCAGGUGCCGACGAUUUGCAGGUUACUUAUAGUAAAAUGAAGAGUUGUAUGUCCAACACCAAAAUUUUUGAAACUCCUAAAAAUGAAUUUAUUAGCAAAAUGGUUGAGUGCAGUCGGGCCGCAAUUAAAGACACUAAAGAUUGUUUGGCUAAUGACCAAAAAUAUUUCCCAGAAUUCGUAUUGGAUCUUGCAAAAUCGAUGGUUAAUUAUAUGUACGACGACAAAGAUCUAUUUAAAGAUUCAGAAAUUGUUGGUUGCAUAAAUAACUUGGGUAGGUACACAGUACAAAUUGAGUAUAUUAAAUGCUUAACCACUGUGUCCCAAAGAACCGGAGACGAUGAAAAUAUUCCUACUUCCAGACAAGAAUUCUGCAGAAAAUUCAUACCAGCCACUGAAUGUUUCCCAGACACACUUAAACAUAACUGUGCAAGUACUACAAAGAUCAACAAGUUCUUCGACGACUACAGUAAUGCUAUCGCGUCUCCAUGUCAAGGGUCAUCUAUAGGUGUUAAAGAAUCUAACUAUCUUUAAAUCCGAUCGAAAAUCCUGUAAAGAUUAUUGU